Sorghum bicolor (sorghum) is the source of this 1271-nucleotide messenger RNA. RefSeq lists its product as uncharacterized. The record is from RefSeq and is a predicted model, not a curated record. The transcript has a single exon. The coding region runs from base 136 to 918 and encodes 260 amino acids. Lineage: Eukaryota; Viridiplantae; Streptophyta; Magnoliopsida; Poales; Poaceae.
UGUCUAUAUUUAAUACUUCAUGUAUACGUCUAAAGAUUCGAUGUGACGUGGAAUCUGAUAAAUUUUGCAAAAUUUGUUGGAAACUAAUCGAGGCCCCAGCGAGUUGGAAAAGGAAAUUCCAGCUCCACUUCCCGCAUGGAGAAUUCCCCACCACCAGCACCAGCAGCGGCAGCGCACCAGGCGACGCGGCACGAUCCCGUCCACCGCCCAGAGGACCCCGCGCCGAUGCGGCCGCCGUCGCCGCCGCGCCCGCCUGUCGCGUUCCCGACGCUGGACUCUCUGGCGGCGUUCCUCCGGCCGCGGCUCCCUCCGGGGGCGCUUGCGUCCUGGGGCGCCGUGCCGGGGACCAAGACCCUGUCGAACCUGUUCCUGGAGCUCGCCGUGGGCGACUGCGCGCUGCACGCCCCCGCCGACGCGGACCCACCGCCAGCGGCACCGCGGGUGGUCCGCGCCGUGCACGUGGCCACGGUCCGCAUCCGCAACAGCCGCGGCGCGCGCCUCGUGGAGACCCGGCAGCUGCUCUCCGACGGCACGGUACGGCGGCGCGGCCCGCGGCCGCUGUCCGAGAAGAUGCGGCCCGGAGAGUCCCCCGAGGCCGCCGCGGCGCGCGCCGUCCGGGAGGAGCUCGGCGCCCGCGCCCGCGUCCGGAUCCUCGGCGGGGACGGCGCGCGCGUGGAGGAGCGGGAGUCCGCGUCCUACCCGGGCCUCCCUGCCCGCUACGUGCUCCACGCGGUCGACGCCGAGGUGGUGGACGGCCUGCCCGAGGAUGGAGAAUUCGAGACCGAGGAGACCGGCGAGGACGACGGGGACGCCGGCGCCAUCACCGUGAAGCGCCACUACUGGGAUUGGAUCGACGACGACGACGACGGUGAUAGUGAGCGCAAGGAGGUUGCUGCGUCCGGCGCGCGCGCGCACUGAGGCUGCUCUGCUCCGUCAGUGGUGCAUGCCGAGCAACUCGAUGAAUUGAGAGGCGCCUGUGUCUCCUGAUGAUUUUGUUGGCAAUUUCUCUGCUUAGGAUCAGUUCAGUUCACAUGUAGGUUUGCAUUAUCAGAUCACAUUAUUGUUUCGGUUUCAGAGAUGAGAAAUCCUGAACUGCUCUCCCAAAACCUACCCAAUCAAGAACACAUCGAGUACCCUGCUCUGAAGUCUGAAGUCUGAACUCUGAACAUACGGAGUACUGUGCUGUAGGUUAAUGCCUGCACUUUUGUUGCUUAGGCCUAAGGCUUUGGCCUUGUUUAGAUGCACCUAAAAUUUUACAAGAUUCCCCGUCA